AACUGAUAUGAACAAAUCGGGGAUGCCCGUAGGGCGGUCGAGCGAGAGAAGCGGAGGCCUCUAGAAAUUAAAUAAAUAAAAACUUUUUAAAAUUAUUUAGGAUAUUUUAUAAUAAUAAAUAAUUACAUAAAAUAUUACAAAUUUAUAAUAUUUUAAACAAAAUUUAGUUAUAAAUGACAUUGUGACAAGUUUAUAGAUGGCGUUUGAUCUUAUUUUAAAUAUACGGAUAGCAACUUAUACACGUUUGUAAUCGUUUUCCAAGUUUAAUUGAAACUGUAGUAAAAAUAUAUUUUAUAAAUGACAGCUUCGACAAGUAAUAAAUCGAAAACGAAAAAACUACCUCCACAGAUAAUUCAGAAUGAGACGAGUGAUCAAGAUACAACGACAGAUUUUGAAACUGAACUGCUUUGGUGUAUUGAACAGUUACAGAUUUCUUUAUCAUCAGAUAAAUUGAAUUCAAGGCAAACUGAAGAUUCAAUGAAAAUACUGAAAGUUCUUAGGAACCCAAAGGCUCCACAUGUAAAGAAAAGACAGGUUAUGAGGCAAGCAUUUGGAGAUUAUCGAAGUAAAAUGAAAAGUGAAGAGAAGCAGUUUAAGUUAGAUAAGAGCAAAAUGAAAAUUUCUGCGUGUAAAGAUGAAUUGGGAUCAAAAUUUUUAAGAAAGCAUGUAAAAAAAUCUGAAGAAGAGACUUCAUCAUAUUUCAAAUUUAAUUUUCCUACACCUAAUAAUGAAUCUAACUUUUUAAAUUUUGAAUAAAAAUUUAUUUAAAUUACUGUA
Molecule: messenger RNA, 777 nt
Organism: Centruroides sculpturatus (bark scorpion)
Lineage: Eukaryota; Metazoa; Arthropoda; Arachnida; Scorpiones; Buthidae
Product: UPF0488 protein CG14286-like
Exons: 5
Coding region: 298-756 (152 amino acids)
Source: RefSeq, a predicted model, not a curated record